Molecule: messenger RNA, 783 nt
Organism: Parnassius mnemosyne (clouded apollo)
Lineage: Eukaryota; Metazoa; Arthropoda; Insecta; Lepidoptera; Papilionidae
Source: the annotation of a GenBank genome assembly
AUGGUAUCGUACGGCUACUUCGGGCUUCGGCAGGCCCCUUGGACACUGCUCGUUCUCAUUUUCUUCAUCGAAAGCGUUAUGGGGAACUAUGCAAAAUCCUUUUAUAUACACUGGAACACAACAAAUAGUAUAUUCCGAAUAGACAAUACUGAUCAUGUAUUCGAUCUCAAUAAAGGGAAUGCUCAGUUCGAAUACGACCAAGUAAAUAUAAUAUGUCCCGUGUAUGCACCAGAUACAUUCGAGGAAGAUAUGGAAAAGUAUAUAAUAUAUAAUGUAAGUAAAGAAGAAUACGAUACAUGUAGAAUAACAAAUCCAAACCCGCGGAUAAUAGCAAUAUGCGACAAGCCGAACAAAUUAAUGUUUUUCACCAUUACUUUCCGGCCGUUUACGCCGCAACCAGGUGGACUUGAGUUUUUACCAGGAAAGGAUUACUACUUUAUAUCUACGUCUAGUAAAGACGACCUGCAUAGACGAAUUGGCGGUCGCUGCCUCAGUCAUAAUAUGAAGCUAGUAUUUCGGGUUUGUUGCAAGCCGGAGGAUCAGUCUCCUGCGCCACCACCGCAGCCAACUCUACCACCGCCUCCUCCACCGCCAACAAUUUCUCCUACCACUACCACAACAACGACGGCAAAACCAGUGACGAAAAAGACGCACAAGUACGAUAAGACGCCUAACGAAGUUGUAAAAAGUGAGGAGCUUUCCUACUCGCGCGGCGCGGCGUUGGCUUCCUCCCUUGCACUUGCCCUCGCUGCGAGCGCCGUUUUAGCGCCCCUGGCUCGGUGA